Eleginops maclovinus (Patagonian blennie) is the source of this 2970-nucleotide messenger RNA. Its product is annotated as F-box only protein 40. Gene Ontology annotation, molecular function: protein binding; zinc ion binding; ubiquitin protein ligase activity. Gene Ontology annotation, cellular component: cytoplasm. The transcript has 4 exons. The record is from RefSeq and is a predicted model, not a curated record. The coding region runs from base 97 to 2154 and encodes 685 amino acids. NCBI's taxonomy places the organism in Eukaryota, Metazoa, Chordata, Actinopteri, Perciformes, Eleginopidae.
GUUAUCAGGGGUGCCAGUAAACACAAGGGGACAGGCAGAGAGGAGCAAAGGAAUUGAAACUCUUCUCAGAUGACCAUUAUUAUACUAUAAGCCACAAUGGUGAAGAGCAAAACAAUAACAGUAGAUCAUCAUAGACAUUGUGAAAAGUGCUAUGAUGUCCACUGUCAAUUCCCGGCGAUGAUCUGUAUCUCAUGCAAGGUUAUUGAGUGUCGUAAAAACUGCUCCGCCAUCUUCCAUAUGUGCAAGGAAGAGGAGCACAAGCUCCUAUGUUCAAAUGAGAUGGUCCCUUGCCUCAACGUCAACUAUGGCUGUCCUCUUACCAUGCUGCGCCACAGGCUAGCCAAACACCUGGAGGUAUGUCCUGCCAGCGUGGUCUGCUGCUCUCAGGAGUGGAACCGCUGGCCUGUUUCAGAAAAUGAUCUGGCCUUCUACAGAAAUGUUUCAGAAAACCAUCAAACUGAGAGGAACCUUGAUGUUGCUAUGGCCUUCAGGGACCAAGAGCUGCUGUUUCGAUCCAUCAAAAUGAAGAAUGUUUUUCCUGAGUUGAUGGAGGAGAAUGGUGCAUAUCAGAAUGUUCAAACUGGGAUCAACAAUCCUGCUGAUGAAGCUACGUGCUCUUCAGAUAGUUGUGGUUUCCAGGAAAUUGGCUGGAGGACAGAGGAAGAACUGAGCCAAGAGGAGUUGAAUGCUUUGGCAAAGAGCGGAGAGGUGGAUGGUGUUCAGAACUACAGUUCCUGGGAGAAAAUGUUCAACAAGGAGCAGGGGGGAUGCAAGCAAACUGUCAAAAACGUGAACAAAAGUAAAGAAAAGGGAAGCGCAAAGGAAAAGCAUAAAUCCUCACACUGUCAGGUGAAGACAAGAGACUCACACCCGAGUCAAGAAAUCGCGUGUGCCUCUCAAAGCAUGGAGGGUUCAACUGGCUUUGCGCCAUGGCAAGAUGGGAUCCUUGAAAGGUUAGGCAGAGAACUCACCCUUGCUGAAUUUAAUAGGUACCUGGUGCACAAUGGGGCAAUGUUGAUCAGCUUUGGUCAACUCCCUGCUUGCACCCCACGAGAAAAGGAUUUUGUUUAUGGGAAAUUGGAGCCCAUCGAGGUUAAAACCGUCCGCACAUUUAAUGUUCCUACCAGCUAUCGACCAAAGCGUAAUUAUCUGAGGGACUCCAAACAGAAGGUGAAGAUCAAUGUCUGUGUUGACACGGCAGAUUUAGGCGUGUCAGUCAAGGAUCUUCCGAAGUGUGAUGAGAUUAGCGCCACACUCUUGCAAUCCCUGGAAAAGGAAUUGAAAGGACAUUUAAUAUCACAGAGUGCAGGGAGUGACGGCUUUUACGUUGAUAUAGGAACACAAACGUAUAACUUUGCCUCUUCCCCCUUUAAACCGGAUGCAACGUUAGCUGACGUCGUCGCAGACAAACCUCCCAGUCUCUGUGUACAAGUCAAUGCAGAAUCUGUCACUAGAAGACACAACAAAGCAAGUUCAGCCUUCACCUACAUUUGUGGCCACUUCUUUCGACGUGAUGAAUACGGCUCUCACUUUAGGAAUGUGCACUCCGACAUACAGGCCUCUAUAAGUGGUUGGUUCCAACAACGCUGCCCCCUAGCAUACCUCGGCUGCACUUUCACCCAGACCAGGUUUCAACCUGCGGGUCUUCAAGCUACAGUUAAAUUCUGUCAAGAUGUCAGUGCCUUUGUCCUCCAGCCAGAGGACCCUACAUUGCUCUGUGAAGAUGGGAACACCUUCAGCCGUCAGAGGAAUGCUUCACAUAAUCAGGAUCCCCUGAGCAUCCUGCCUCUGGAGAUCCUUCAGCUCAUUGCUGGUUACCUUGACAGUUUUACAUUAUCUCAGCUGUCCCAGGUCUCCCAUCUGAUGAGAGGGGUGUGUGCCACAUUGUUGCAGGAGAGGGGGAUGGUCUCACUUAAGUGGAAGAAAAAGACAUAUUCCCAUGGGGGAAGCUCCUGGAGAUGUCGAAAGAAAGUUUGGGAGUUUAGUUCUCUGUUUUCUUCUGUGGACAGAUGGAGCUUCAGCAACAAUCCCUCCAUGUCAGAUCACCUGAAAACCUGCGCCUUUUACCAGAGAGAGGAGCACACUGAGCCGGUGGCUUUAGUUUGCCUGGGAGAGGUCAGAGACAAGCACGGAGAAGCAAAGCAUAAAAUAUAAUGUUCAUAGUCCCAGAGCUCAGUGGGCGGACCACAACACGAGUGAUGCCACGUUUAGAAUCACUCGGCUGUGAUGUGUCCUCCAAAUAUACAGCUACUGUAGAGCAAUAAAAGGGACUGCUGAGCUGCAGUGUUUAAGCCCUGCAGACAUAAACUGGACGGUAUUGUCAAUAAUUCAUUUGAGCAUGAACUGAUUUUCUGAGGAUUUUGAUGAGAUUUACUUAACCGUUAAAUAAUUUAGGCUGUAAGUGGGAAAAAUGCUUUAAUAUCUAUUCAUCCUGUGUUUUCCCUCCCCUAAAUGAACCCUCUGAGGACACUUACUUCACUUUGUUUGAGAGAUGGCCUCAUUUCCUGUAAUGUCAGAUAAUUUUGACUUUUUUUUGGCAUACUGAGUGGACUAAUGUUGUUUGUUCCAUCCUAUUUCAGUCUUGUGUUGAAAGCAUUGUUUAGAAGACACAGGGGAGCUGUUGUUGACAGUUUCAAACAUGGCAAGACUGGCAUCUACUGGAGAGAAGCGGAAGUGCGUCCUAUGUUAGGAGUGGACUAAUGACACAUCAUAAAACAAGCUUGGUAUUUGAAUGCUUAGCUCAAUUUCAUGUAUCCUGUAUAUCACUUUUAAUGAGGCACAACAGCACAUGGGCUGUGAUGAGGACACUGACGACUUUGUUUCUAAUUUUGACUGUCUUUUAAGUAAAAUGAGAAUGUGACCCUGACAUUAAUACAUCUGACUUGCAGUUGGCCUCAUUUAUUUUCAGCAGCAUACAGUCAAUGGAAUAAAAAAUGAAAUCAAAAACUGUAAAAUGUUCUUUUAUUAACC